Anas platyrhynchos (mallard) is the source of this 2183-nucleotide messenger RNA. It is a transcript of the gene C5H14orf180, whose product is annotated as chromosome 5 C14orf180 homolog. Lineage: Eukaryota; Metazoa; Chordata; Aves; Anseriformes; Anatidae. Gene Ontology annotation, cellular component: plasma membrane. The record is from RefSeq and is a predicted model, not a curated record.
GGUUUUGAUGACCUAGUCUGAUUACAGCAUCUUUGACAGCUUUAAAGGAAUUUGCUCGGGGGAAGACGACAGCUGCUGCUCUGAUGAAGGAUUUUUCUGAGCAGGCCUCCCAAGCAAGACGUGUCAGCAUGAGAUGCUGCCUACGCUUUUCAUCAUGACCAACAGGUGGUUAAAUUGCAAUCAAAAGCACUUAGCAGGAAUGGAUCCAUCCCUGUUAUGAGAUUUGAACUCCUGACAUCUUUAUCCACUGGAACUUGAGUGCCCAGGACACACCAGAGAGGGGAUUUUGAGAACGUUUUACAAGCCUUGCAGCUGUGAGCCGGUUGCAGCAUGAGGAAAAGCCCUCCAACACACCAAUGUACAGGAAAGAGAAGACAGAUGACAGUAGCUGUCCUCCUUCAAUAUUGAGGAAAAGGCCACCAGUGGACCAAGCUGUGGGGGAAAAACGGAAAGCAGAGAGAAGGGUUCGGUUUCGUGAGCCAGAAGAAGUUAUUGAACAUGUUAUUUCCUGCUGUGACUACGUAGUGGUCCAUGACAGGUCAUCAUCUGGCCUGCCUGUGCUCCUGGGGCUCUCCUUUUGCGCUGUGCUGAUCCUGGCUGCGAGUCUCUACUACACCAGCAUGAAGCAAGACACCAAAGUCCUGGAGGAAUUUCAAUCCCGACUUGUUAUCUUCUUUCUUCAGAUAAGACACAUCGCUCAUAAAUGCUGGACUUGGUUUAUGAGGUAGUAGUGAUGACCUCCAUCUGCAGUGAGCCUGGUAGACUUCUCAGAGCACUGGUAACCAUCACGCAGCAGAUCAAAGCUCCCUGUCCACUCAGUCCCCAUGCAAGGAACACAUGAGCAUCCAACUCAAAGAACAAGAAAACCACCCCUCUUGUGCACUUUCUAGCAGCUACUUGUUCUCCUUUCCUUUUUUUUUCUUUUUCCUUAACAUUACUGAAUGAUAAUAAUAGCACCAAGAGGUUCCACCAAAUUGAUGCUCCAUCAUCCUUAACAGCAAACAAGUGUCUGAGUUUUGUCCCCCAAAAAGCUUAUAAACUGCUGUUAUGAGGAGCAGAGGCAGAGAGAAAUUCAUUGAUCUGUGCAGGCAGCAGCACGCUGAAUAAAAGUCUCCCGAGUCUCAGGUCAAAGCAUUAAAUACCAAAUCAUCUUUCUCCUCAUGUCUCCUAAGAGCUAUUCUACAGAAGUUAAAAUAAAGCUGAACUAUUGCACAAACACUGCUCUGGUGGCCAAAGGCUUGUCAAGCUGCUACAUUUAUAUACCUGAAAUGAUUGUUAGUAAAAUCACUGCAAAUAGCUUUCUUCUUUCCCUUCAUGCAUUUUUUCCUCCAUGGGCAAGAGUGGACUCUUAAUGUUUCACUUGACUCCCAGGUGUGAAAAAGAACAUGAAAACUCAUUUAAAUAGUAAACAGAGCAUUUGCCUAACAUAAUACAUAGCAGCAUCAAAUCCCAGGUUAAUUAUCAAAUCAGUGGCUUAAUCCUCUGGGCUUGAUGCAGUCCAUAAACCCCACGAGCUGAGCUUACAAGAUUUAUGGCAGUGCUUGUCUCCAGUCAGAGGUUUUGCUUUUAUGUCUGUGUGUUCAAAACCUUAUGUAAGGGUAUUACGGACUGUUUAUGAAGGUGUGGGGUCAAAGCCCUGUAAUCUCUUUGUUGUAGCACCAUACAGUGCAACCUCUCUGGAGCCAAUCAUUUUUAUGGAGAUCAGGCAAUAAAUGUGGAAUGAUGCUCUGGGUGCCUGAGAGGACAUCAAGCAAGUGCAAGCUUAUGAGCUUGAGCUAUGUUUUCUUCCUAAACAAAAACAUCAUGUCACACUUUUCAGGCCUUAGAUUCUAGUCGAGUAACACUUGAUAUAUGCUUGGGUUUAUUCAGUGUAAGGAUGACAGCAGAGCCCAUAAGAGCUGAAGAAAAAGAAAAGAAAGAGAAAGGAAACAGGGCAGAGAAUAUGGAUGUGAUGACUGCACGACCUUGACUAGAACUCCUCUGCGUUUGCAACCCACUAAAAACAAGCAAAAAUAGUGAUUUAUUCUUAAUUGACUUUUAAAAAAAGAGAGGACAAUACUUCUCUGCCCCACCAAUCUUGUCCAAGCAGCCCAAGGACUUAAACCAGGCAGAGGAUUAAAAGAAACCAAUUAUGCAGCCUUCUCUCAGGAGCAGAGUGGGCAGCAACUUGACUGAGAAUGAGU